This is a messenger RNA of Onthophagus taurus, 1193 nucleotides long. It is a transcript of the gene eIF3i, whose product is annotated as eukaryotic translation initiation factor 3 subunit i. The record is from RefSeq and is a predicted model, not a curated record. Gene Ontology annotation, cellular component: cytoplasm; eukaryotic translation initiation factor 3 complex, eIF3m. Lineage: Eukaryota; Metazoa; Arthropoda; Insecta; Coleoptera; Scarabaeidae. Gene Ontology annotation, biological process: cytoplasmic translational initiation. Gene Ontology annotation, molecular function: protein binding; translation initiation factor activity; RNA binding.
CCGAUUCCUUCUUUACCAACUCACGUUUACCGUGCCAAUUAAUUUCACCUUAUUUUACUAAAAAAUCGGGUUAUAUACAAAAAUAUAAUCAAGAAAAAAGGUUCUAAUUAAUUAUGAAACCUCUUAUGCUUCAUGGGCACGAACGUGCCAUAACUCAAAUUAAAUAUAACCGCGAAGGAGAUCUUUUAUUUUCUUCAUCGAAAGAUAACAAACCAAAUGUGUGGUAUUCUUUAAAUGGGGAGCGUUUAGGAACGUUUAACGGCCACCAAGGGGCUGUUUGGUGUAUUGAUGUAGAUUGGACGACGACUCGAUUUAUGUCUGGUGGUGGUGAUAAUACUUUCCGAGUUUGGGAUUGCGAAACUGGAAAAGAAAUUGGUUGUGUUUCGACGAAUUCAUCUGUCCGUGCUUGUAAUUUCAGUUUUUCUGGAAAUAUGGCUGCUUAUGCUACCGAUAAAGCCAUGAAACAUAAUUGUGAAAUAUUUAUAAUUGAUACGAGGAAUGUUGAUGAAAGUAUAGCACAAGCUCAGCCAAUUUUACGUAUUCCAAUCAGUGGAGCAAGGGUUAGCUCGAUGUUAUGGGGGGCUUUAGAUGAAACCUUAUUAACCGGGCAUGAUAAUGGCGAAAUAAGCCAGUGGGAUAUUAAAACCGGAAAAAAAUUGCAUACAAUAAAAGAACAUGAUAAUUUAGUUAAUGAUAUGCAAAUGAGUAAAGACGCAACAAUGUUUAUUACCGCUUCGAAAGAUCAUACUGCUAAAUUGUUUGAUUCCGACAAUUUAAUGUUAUUAAAAUCUUAUAAAACUGAACGUCCCGUUAAUUCAGCUGCUAUUAGCCCCAUUUGCGAACACGUCGUUGUAGGAGGAGGUCAAGAUGCCAUGGAUGUAACAACUACAUCCGCUAGGGUUGGAAAAUUCGACUCUCGCUUCUUCCAUUUAGUUUUUGAAGAAGAAUUUGGGCGCGUUAAGGGACAUUUUGGACCUAUUAAUAGUGUUGCUUUUCAUCCAGAUGGAAAAAGUUAUAGUUCCGGUGGGGAAGAUGGUUAUGUUAGAGUUCAUAGUUUUGAUCAAUCUUAUUUCGAUUACGGAUUCGAUUAUUAAAUUUCGAUUUAUUUUUGUAUUAUUAUUUUACUUUUUGUAAGAUUUGAGUGUUUCUUCUGAAUAAAAAUUAUGGAACAGAACUUAAAUAUUAAGUUGGUA